Meira miltonrushii is the source of this 528-nucleotide messenger RNA. RefSeq lists its product as uncharacterized. The transcript has a single exon. The coding region runs from base 1 to 528 and encodes 175 amino acids. NCBI's taxonomy places the organism in Eukaryota, Fungi, Basidiomycota, Exobasidiomycetes, Exobasidiales, Brachybasidiaceae. The record is from RefSeq and is a predicted model, not a curated record.
AUGAACCCGAAGCUUAUUGUUGCCUUCAUGAUUUUCAUGGUGGUUUGUGUAACAACAUGCACUGCCUUACCCAUCAACCCUUCCAAAUCUGUCCCGUUGAAGAAGCGUGAAGGAGGAUUGACACGCAGGGGCAAUUCUGAACAUAGUAAGGGAACUUAUGAUCCACACAAUCCGAGCAGCUCUAAGAAAAGGGGUACUUCUGAACAUAGUAAGGGAACUUAUGAUCCAUCCAACCCGGGAAGCUUUAAGAAAAGGGGCACUUCUGAAAGGAGCAAGGGUGCUUAUGCUCCAUCCAACCCGGGCAGCUUUGAGAAAAGGGGCACUUCUGAACAUAGUAACGGAACUUAUGAUCCAUCCAACCCGGGCAGCUUUAAGAAAAGGGGCACUUCUAAAAGGAGCAAGGGUACUUAUGAUUCAUCCAACACGGGCGGCAGAAGCUACCCGGGCAGCUUUAAGAAAAGGGGCACUUCUGAAAGGAGCAAGGGUACUUAUGAUUCAUCCAACAUGGGCGGCAGAAGCAAUGUCUAG